AUGGCUGACGCUAUCGCAACACAACUUCAAAACACUACCCUCAGCGGGGAUAACGCCGCAGAAGUCAGACUCCAAGACACACUUCAGCUACCUCCCAGAGAUGCCCGACCCCAGACUGAGGACGUUACUGCCACCAAGGGCCUCGAGUUCGAGGACUUCUACAUUAAGCGCGAACUGAUGAUGGGCAUUUUCGAGGCCGGAUUCGAGAAGCCCUCCCCCAUCCAGGAAGAAACGAUACCCGUUGCCCUCACCGGCCGAGACAUCCUUGCCCGAGCCAAGAAUGGUACUGGCAAGACCGCUGCCUUCGUCAUCCCCACCCUUGAGCGGAUCAACCCGAAAAGCACCAAGACCCAGGCUCUGAUCCUGGUCCCCACAAGAGAGCUGGCUCUUCAAACUUCCCAAGUUUGCAAGACUCUCGGAAAGCAUCUGGGUAUCAAUGUUAUGGUUACUACUGGUGGAACUGGUCUCAUGGAUGAUAUCAUCCGGUUGAAUGAUGCCGUUCAUAUCCUUGUCGGUACCCCUGGUCGAGUCCUGGAUCUUGCCAGCAAGGGUGUUGCCGAUCUGUCUGAAUGCCCAACUUUCGUCAUGGAUGAGGCUGACAAGCUCCUCUCCCCCGAAUUCACCCCUGUCAUUGAACAACUGAUGUCCUUCCAUCCUAAGGAUCGCCAGGUCAUGCUUUUCAGUGCUACUUUCCCCCUCAUCGUGAAGUCAUUCAAGGACAAGCACAUGCGCAACCCGUACGAGAUCAACCUGAUGGAUGAGCUCACCCUGCGCGGUAUCACGCAGUACUACGCCUUUGUGGAGGAGAAGCAGAAAGUUCACUGCCUGAAUACCCUGUUCUCAAAGCUCCAGAUCAACCAGUCGAUCAUUUUCUGUAACUCCACCAACCGUGUGGAGCUUCUGGCCAAAAAGAUUACAGAGCUUGGUUAUUCGUGCUUUUACUCGCACGCUCGGAUGCUCCAGCAGCACCGUAACCGCGUGUUCCACGAUUUCCGCAAUGGUGUUUGCCGUAACUUGGUCUGCUCAGACUUGCUGACCCGUGGUAUCGAUAUUCAAGCGGUCAACGUCGUCAUCAACUUCGACUUCCCAAAGAAUGCUGAGACCUAUCUUCACCGUAUCGGUCGUUCCGGACGUUUCGGUCACCUGGGUCUGGCCAUCAACUUGAUCAACUGGGAUGAUCGUUUCAAUCUGUACAAGAUUGAGCAGGAGCUGGGCACCGAGAUUCAACCCAUUCCUCAAAACAUUGACAAGAACCUUUACGUCUACGAUUCUCCUGAGAACAUCCCUCGUCCUAUCUCGAACCCCGCUCAACCCAUGAUUACGGCUCCCCAGCACCCUAUCAACGGCGACCGUCAGCCUCGUCGUCAGCACAAUCACCAGAAUAACGGGCAGUACUACAACAACAACCGAGGUCGGGGAGGCUCUUAUCGUGGAGGCCGUGGACAAGGCCCUCGUCGUGGCCCCCAGCAACACGAUUCCAACCAGGCCGCUUUUGCCCCGAGCCAGGUUGGCCCGCAGCCACCAGCUCCUGUGUCAUAG
This is a messenger RNA of Penicillium subrubescens, 1539 nucleotides long. It is a transcript of the gene dhh1, whose product is annotated as DExD/H-box ATP-dependent RNA helicase DHH1. Gene Ontology annotation, molecular function: mRNA binding; ATP binding; RNA helicase activity. Lineage: Eukaryota; Fungi; Ascomycota; Eurotiomycetes; Eurotiales; Aspergillaceae. Gene Ontology annotation, biological process: P-body assembly; cytoplasmic stress granule assembly. Gene Ontology annotation, cellular component: cytoplasmic stress granule; P-body. The coding region runs from base 1 to 1539 and encodes 512 amino acids. The transcript is spliced from 3 exons. The record is from RefSeq and is a predicted model, not a curated record.